Messenger RNA from Abrus precatorius (Indian licorice), 1138 nucleotides. RefSeq names its product ethylene-responsive transcription factor ERF091. The record is from RefSeq and is a predicted model, not a curated record. The transcript has a single exon. The coding region runs from base 142 to 948 and encodes 268 amino acids. Gene Ontology annotation, molecular function: DNA binding; DNA-binding transcription factor activity. Gene Ontology annotation, biological process: regulation of DNA-templated transcription; ethylene-activated signaling pathway. Lineage: Eukaryota; Viridiplantae; Streptophyta; Magnoliopsida; Fabales; Fabaceae.
UUCACAUUCAUUUAUAUCAAACUAAAGCAAAGCUAAUGAGCUGUCAAACAGCCUUCACACUGUAUGAUAUAUAUCUUUAUAUAUCUUCACUCAUCAUAAUCCCUUCUCCCCCCUCCCCCUUCAUUUAUGUGACUACCCAACAUGGGUAUUCAUCAUGCAACUUCUGAUGGGAUUCUUGAGAAUGUAUGGGCUAAAAUUAUCAGUAGUGAUAGAGCAAAGUCUUCUAAUUCUUGGGAGGAACUUCCUAAUCUUGAUGGACGAGAUGGGUCCACCGAUAUUCUACAAAGACUUCCAAGUUUAGGGAGGUGGAUAUCAAUGGGAGCUGAUUUUUGGGAAGAAGUUUUAGAAGGUAUUGUACCUUACACAAGCAAUACAGAAGAUUCUAGCAAUAACAACUUGGAACUUGGAAGUGCUAGUAAAUCCAAUAAUAAGGUAGAAAGUGGUGUGAGAAGAGAGAAAGCAGAUGCAAAACACUAUCGGGGUGUAAGGAGAAGGCCAUGGGGUAAAUAUGCAGCAGAGAUAAGAGACUCAUCCAAGAAAGGUGCUAGACUUUGGCUUGGUACAUUUGAUACAGCUGAAGAAGCAGCUUUAGCUUAUGACAAAGCUGCUUUGAGAAUUAGAGGUCCAAAGGCAUACCUCAAUUUCCCACUUGAGAGGGUCACAAACACUUUUGUAUGUGACAACAAAGGAACUGAUCUUGCUGCAUGUGCUUCUACAACUUGUGACAUGUAUUGCCAUGCUUGCUCACGCAUUGAGAAAGAAGAAAGUUUCUUCAACUCCCGCAAGAGAAGAUCACGUGAUGUGGAAGUGUUCGUUGAUACGAUGAAUGAACAACCUGCGGCAAAAAAGAUGGUUGGCUUGGAACACAUGCUAGAAAAUGAAGUAAAUGCUUUUGUGUUUCAGGACCUAGGAAGUGAUUACUUGGACAAUUUGUUGUCUUCCUUUUGACAUUGUGCUCACUGCAUUAGUUGAUUAGACUUAGAAGGUGACCAUGUGUAGAAAUUUUAUAGCCAUUUAUCUUAUAUGUGUAUAUCUGUUAUCCAACUGCGGAGUUAAUGGUUUGGCAGAACUAAGUCUCUAAUAUCAUGAUUAAUGUGUACAAUCGAAUUUCUGAAUAUAGAGUUUUAUCAUUUAUGUU